Molecule: messenger RNA, 3480 nt
Organism: Chlamydomonas reinhardtii
Lineage: Eukaryota; Viridiplantae; Chlorophyta; Chlorophyceae; Chlamydomonadales; Chlamydomonadaceae
Exons: 2
Coding region: 185-2542 (785 amino acids)
Source: RefSeq, a predicted model, not a curated record
CAUAAACGCAAGAAAGACACUAUGGAAGACUUGAGACUUGACUUCGCAUUGUGUGCUAGUUCCCGCCAACCGGACGUUCCAGCGUUUAUCAUGCACGCAUAGCUAUCCCGUGAGUAUCAACUUGCCAGAGGCCUGUAUAUGAUUAUCUCAUAAAAACCUCCGAAGCCACAUCGCGGGCAGAAGCAUGGACAACGCGAAAGAAGCACGCGCGGAGGUCACCCUGCUAGACGUCCUCCGAAUACUUGAUGUCAAGGCUUUGGAUCGCAUGUUCAAAACGCGCACGCACUGCGAUUUUUCGGGCGCUCGCCUUGCGUGCCGCGCCCUCCGAGCGGCACACGACCUCGCUGUGCGCCUCUGCGUCGUGCGCGUUUCGCAGCGCACCGCCUUGAACUGGCGCCCUGGCCAACUCUCGCCGCUGGCGCUCUUCCCGCACUGCACCAGCCUGCGCCUGGAGCUUGUCGCGGACAAGGAGGAUUUGCUGCGCAGCCUCGCCGAAGACGAGGAAGAGCCGGUGUGGUUUAGCCAAGAGGCGCUUGCGCGCAUGGCACUGCUAGGCACCUCGGCGGAGGCCCGCGCUCGCCUCACCAACCUGGGCGUCAGCAUACCAUGCGUCUACGGCAGCGGCACCGCCCUCGACAUCGCCGGUGUGCUGGCGGCGCUGGCACCGGACCUGCCAGCCCUGCAGACGGUCGACGCAACUGAUGGUGACAACAGCUUGCUCGGCAUGGGCGCCGCCGGCGACCACGUGCGCUCCACGAUCCUGCACUCCACGCUCUCCACCCACACGCCGCAGCUGCGGGAGUUGACGCUGCCCUCGGCCCCGGGCCUGCUCCGCGGCGUGGCGGCCCUGGCGGGCUGCGCACGCCUACAGCACCUGCACGUGAGCUGCCUCAAUGACCGCUCGGAUGCAGUGCUCCUACGCGCGGAGGAGGUAGCGGGCCUGUCGGCGCUGCCUGCCCUCAAAACUCUGCACCUGUGCUGCCACGACCCCAGUCCUGGCGGCGACAACCUCGCCUCUCUCCUGGGUGCCCGCCGCCCGCCCGCACUGCGGAGCAUACGCCUCUACCCGUCCGUGGCGUGGAAUGCCGGCGCCCCCGAGCGGCAGCUUGGGCUGUCAGCCAUCACCGCCGACUUCGUGCCAGGGCAGCGCCGCAUUGAAUACCUAUCCACAGACCACGCAUUCUUUGACAGCAGCAUAGACAACGAAUUCAACGCGGCUGUGGUCGAUCGGCUAGCUGGGGUGUUGCUGGCGGCAGUCGCCUCCGUGCCGCGGGACUGCGACGGUAUUGGCUGCCUGCGCCUGCAAACAUACAUGGUCUCCGAACCGGGGAUAAGGCGAUAUGGUGCUGGCGAGAUGGAGGAUGGCGAGGAGGACGCCGAUGAGCAGGGCCCGGUGGGGCUGGGUGCUGGUGCCUUGGAGGCGCGACUGGCACGCUACUUGGGGCCCGGCGGGCGCCUGCCGCAGCUGCUAGCGCGGUGCACGAGCGUUGGAGUGGAUUUCCUUGACGCCUCGGAGGCGGUGUCGGCGGCAGCGGUGUGCGCUGUGCAGCGCGUGCUGGGAUUGCCAACCAAAGAGCUGAUGCUGCACCACGGCAGCUGGCAGCCGCGCGCGGCGGACCCGGCUGUCGGCAGCUGCGCCAGCAGCACUCGUGAUGCAAUGCAGUUGCUGCAGAGGGCGCGGCAGCCGGGGGGUCACGGCCUGCAGCUGGGCACUGCGGGCGCGGAGGGCGUGUUGCUGGAGGCCAUGGAGCGGCUGUGGAGGGUGGUGGCCAAUGCGCCUGAUACGGCGGCUGGGCAUGAGCAACGGACGCGCGGCAGCAGCAGCAGCAGCAGCAGCAGCAGCGGCAACAGCUGCGUCGUGAUGAUGCGCGCGGUCUCGCCGCUGGCAAGACCGCCUGCGCCGCUGGCGCCGCGAGUGGACUACCGUGACGUUGACCGCGAGGCAUGCGCAAGCAUGGCGCAACUGUUAGAUGCCUUGCUGACACCAGCAGCACCAGCGGUGGCCACGGGCGCCGCAGCAGCGGUACAGUUAGAGGCGGCUUCAUCCAGUGGCGCCGUCACUAAGCCCGGCCACCGGCUGGACGCGGACCGCCCUUUCGCAAGUGUGCCCUGCGCCGGUGUGAUGCUGGUGGAGUGCGCGCCUACGGAGGACGCAGCCGCGCUAGCAGAGCAGCUCAACGCCGCAGGCGCGGCUGUGGGCGCAGGCGGCGGCGGCGCCGGCACCACAGUAGCCGCGGUGGUCCUGCCGACCAGCCUUGGUGCCUGCUGGGAUGUUUGUGGGGACUACACGCUCUGCGUGCGCAUGGUCAAGCUUGCGGUCCUGACGGUGCUUCUCGAGCUGUGGGUCGGGGCUGAGGCUCAAUCUGCGGCCGAUGCCGCGGCUGCAAGCAAGUACGCCACGGGGGCCUGCGGCGGCAGUGGCAGCGGCGGUGGCAGCGGCGCUCCCCGGCACGGCCUACACGGUGCGGCCCUGGACCGCGUGCGGCGGCUGUUGGAGCUGGAUGCGUCGGCGGCGGCGCUGUGGCGCCUCAGUGGUGGCUAGGGAGGGGACGACGAGGGCUACUGGGACUGUUGUGGCGGUUGCGUGUCUUUACUGAUGCGUGUGUGUGCAUGCGAGUGGCGCUGUGCAGCGCGAGGCCCCGAGGAAGAUAGGGCCCGGGCCAUCAACCGCCGUGAUCAGGCGCCCCAGCAGGCUUGUGUACGGUAUCGUGGGGUUGUACAUGUGGGCAGGCCAGGACGCCGCAUCACGACUUGGGGGAAUCGCCUUCUGCAAUGAAAAUGCGGGUGCGAUGGGACUGCUGCGGGGAAGGAUAAGGGCGAGGCUGCUGUUGCCCGUGUGUGGGAUGUGGGUUCGGGGCAUUGGCCCAGGGCAGGGUGAUGCGCAUGCCAUGCUUCAGGUACGGCCCGCCACCCUAUGCACUUGAGCCACAGCAGGCAAGACAGCGAGGUCAGAGCAAAGCAGCAGCGCAGGUGCACGGGUAGGCAUGGUACAGUAGGCGCGAUACGGUUAGCCGGGCCCUGGGUGGCGGUGACACUCAGGGGAGGUGCUUCAAGGAGGAGGAGUGGGUCAAGCCAGUCGUGAUACGACGUGAGCGCGCCACAAUGCCCUGGUAGUAUACUAUGCAAGGGCGCACGAGGCUUUACAGGUCCGUUGUAGGUGUAUCAGGCCUGAGGGACCGGAACUAAUGGUAUGCGACAGGGAGUUGGCUGCCAGCCUGCCGCCACGUCGUGGGGGCCGAAUGCAGGCUCCAUCACCUCCAUGUAGCCAGCAUUUGGACGCGAAAGUCAUGGGUUCGGUCCAGGAGCUGGCUGAAAGGACCCUAGAGCACGAUGUCCCAUAGCCAGGGUCCUGGGAGUCGAGAGUGCAUCCGGAGAGUGCAGGCAGCACUGCAGCAGUGAUGCGGCAAGGUCUCAGUCACAAGAGUGGACAGUGGAGAGCAGGAACGCGCCUAGUCAUGAAACAUGUAAGCAUGCUCCAAG